AUGGAAUCAAUGCAGAAAAUUAUUAAAGAUUACCCAAUAAUUAGUAGAGAAAUUGGAGAUACGAUUAAAAAUACAAAAGAUUUUUGUAUUGAAUAAUUAAAGAAACUUUAAAAAAAAAUUUAGAAUUUGUAAGAGAAAAUUGAAGAAAAAGAAUCAGUUAAUGAACAAGAAAUAUAAAGGUUAAAAAGAUAAUUACUAUUAUAAUAAUAAUAAUAUGAUGAAAUGUUUUCAUAAACUUUGACAAUUAAUAAUGAUAAUCCUGAUCUGAUGGCUCAUUUUAAAGUUUUAUUUAAUAAUGCAACAUAAGAAAGGGAUUAAUUAUAGUAAGAACUAAAAUAGAAAAAUGAAUAAUUUGAGAAAGCUUCUCUUGAAAAUCAAAAUCUACUAUUAUAAAUUAAAAAUUUAAAGUAAUUGUAAGAAUAAAAAUUUAAUGAAAGUGGUAUAAGUCUUGACCUAAGUUCAAUAGAUAACUAAGAGAUAAGAAAAUUUGAGCAUAGCUCCAUUAAUAAUGCUACAAUAAUAGAUCCUACUGUAUAAAGUGGACAUACAAAAAGUAGUUUAUAAAUAAAAGAUUUUUAAAAUUAACUAGCAUAAUAAUUAUAAUAAUAAAAUGAAAAUAAUAAUACAAAAUUUUAUGAUUUAUAAUAAGAAAUAGAAUAUCAUAAAAUGGAAAUAGAGAAGUACAAAAACAAUUUAAUUGAUUAUUAGGAAGAAGAAAAAAAAAUGGUUAAAAUGAUAUCUGAUUUAAAAAGGGAAAAUUAUAGACUAUAAUAAAUAAUAGAUUAAACAGAUACAAAAUCUUUAAAAUUACAAAUAAAAUAAUUACUUUAAUCUUUUCUUACUUCACUAUAAAAUUAGUAAAUAUUAUUUUAAAUUUUUAAGGGCUUAGGAAACGGAAGGUUACUUUAAAAUUAUAGCUAACAUGCUUGAACUUACAGAUUAAGAAAGAUAAAAACUCUAAGCUAUAGUAAACUAAAUGAAUCAAAAGAAAAAAGGAGGACUAUUUAGAUGA
Molecule: messenger RNA, 1012 nt
Organism: Paramecium sonneborni
Lineage: Eukaryota; Ciliophora; Oligohymenophorea; Peniculida; Parameciidae
Source: the annotation of a GenBank genome assembly